This is a messenger RNA of Trichogramma pretiosum, 6609 nucleotides long. RefSeq names its product meiosis regulator and mRNA stability factor 1 (gene Marf1). NCBI's taxonomy places the organism in Eukaryota, Metazoa, Arthropoda, Insecta, Hymenoptera, Trichogrammatidae. The record is from RefSeq and is a predicted model, not a curated record. The transcript is spliced from 19 exons. Gene Ontology annotation, biological process: post-transcriptional gene silencing. Gene Ontology annotation, cellular component: peroxisome; cytoplasm. The coding region runs from base 352 to 5109 and encodes 1585 amino acids. Gene Ontology annotation, molecular function: RNA nuclease activity; CCR4-NOT complex binding; mRNA base-pairing post-transcriptional repressor activity.
ACAGUGUCUACAGCGGUGAACAAAAAGCUGACUGGAGUUUAUUUACUUUUACAAAUUGACUGGAGUCAGCAAGACUCGACUGAUUAAUCAACAACUCGUUCAAUACCGAAUGUAGCAACACCUCGUUUUUUUACGAAACUACACUAGACGCGGCACAAUAAAUUGCCAAAUGACGACGACCUCGCAAGAGGUUAGAAAUCGACGGACAGCUUGCAUCGCCUGCACGACCAGACUCUAGAGAAGGUGGCGAUCGUGCUGUAAAGAUCCCAAACUGGACCAGGUAGCUUGCGGCAUAUCUCGUAUCGAUGACGAGACAGCGACACGCGCGACUCAUCAAUUAUCUUGGCAACGAUGGCCAAUCCUAUCCACCCGCUGCCCGAACUUCUGCAGCACGUGCCGCAACCUAGCAUUACCCACCUCACGCCUGCAGCACGUAGUUUCCAUGUUCGCGAAUUAAUGAGCUACAUGGAUACGACACUCCCGGGCCAGCUGAGGCAUGUGGAGCCCGACUCUCCGGAGCAGCAACAGCAGCAGCAGCAGCAGCAGCUACAACAUCAACAUCAACAUCGACAUCAGGAUCAGUUGUAUACAUCUGAUCCUGUGCUUGUCACCUCAGCUGCUGCUUCUGCCGCAGUCAAGUAUCGCUCCCAAUACAUACCACCCAUUGGAGUAUUCUGGGAUAUCGAGAACUGUCAAGUACCAAGAGGACGCUCUGCUAUGGCUGUAACCAAAUUAAUUAGAGAUAAGUUUUAUAAUGGCUACAAAGAAGCUGAAUUUGUUGUAGUGUGUGAUAUACAAAAAGAAAACGAACAAAUUAUUAAGGAACUCAAUGAUGCACAAGUAGAUUUAAUUCAUGUGUCAUCAACUUGUAAGAAUGCAGCUGAUGAAAAACUCAGACAAUUUAUGAGACGUUUUGCUGAUACUCAUGGCAGCCCAGGUGCUAUUAUUCUUAUUUCUGGUGAUGUUAAUUUUGCUUCUGACCUCAGUGACUUAAAGCAUCGUAAAAAGAUUCAUGUAAUUUUGUUGCACAACACAAAUACUUCUGAAGCUCUGAUAAUGUGUGCAGAUGAACACUAUGAAUUUUCAAAUUUAUUAAAAAAAUUACCCCCACGAUCCCCUACUAAACAACUAGGAAAUCAAGAAACCUUUGAUAUUCUUGUCAAUAAUCUUCCAGAAGAUAAGGAAACUAGCAAGAUUAAACACCGCUUAAAACAGCUGUCAUACAACUGUGGUGGUCGAGUGAUACAAAUACGUUCAAAUAUGGCUGUGGUACGAUUUACAAGUCAAGAAUUGGCUGAGAGAGCCGAGAAGCGUAUGCAAGGAGAAUUGGUAUUUAACCAAAAAAUCAAUGUCAAAUGUUUAAAAGUUAAAGAUAUAUUCAAUAAAACUCAAGAUAAAUCCCUAGUCCAUGAUAACGCAAUCAGUAGUGAACCGGAAGCGGUGAACGAAUCUACGAAUGAAAUGUAUCAUAAUUCAGGGGCACAUAAUUCAGGGGCAAAUGGAAGAAGCUUGCCCGGAACUCCUCAUCAUUAUCCAUCGACUCCGAUCGUAGGAAACUAUGGUCAUUGGAAUGGUGUUAUGAGCACUCCUCAAGGAGGUUUUCCCCCACCAAUGCACAGAAUACGUACAACUGAUGCAUCCUGCAGGCUCCAGGAACAAAUAGCAAGAAAUUCUCCUCAAGUUUGGGCAGCACCGACCACCCCCCAUCCAUGGCCACAUCGUGGAUGGGACGAACGUAGAACCAGUCGGGAAUACCCCUCAGACACUUCACAUACCUUCCGUACAUCUUCAACAGGCCGUCAUAAAGGUUCUGUGCCAUUCCCUCGAUUUGACCACCACCAUCCGAUACCAGAUUCGAUAAUGUCCAGAAAUUGGCCAAAUGGUGGUAAUCACAAUGGACCAACUUACAAUGAAUAUCGCGGUACAUCUCCAACGUAUUACAAUAACCAAGAUAACUGGAGAAAUCAGAAGCAUCGUACACCUUCGCCAACUCCUAGACCGUAUUCUCGCACUCGCAGGUCUAUUACUCCUUUACAGGAAAAUAAUUCUGAUAAUGAUGAAAUAGAAAGUAUUUUCAAUCCUAGAAACGGGCCAAUCGAACUUCAAGUUACAAAUUUAGAUCAAAAUAUUGAUGCCAAAGACAUGAGGCGAAUACUAACGGGGGUAUUUAGUGCGAAUGUAAUGGUAUUAGGUGUUACUACGUUUUCUCAGACCGACGGAAACUAUGCUGCUACUGUAAAAGUGCCUUCGAUAGCAGAGGCGCAAUACGCCAUAUCAAAAUUGCACCGUCAUAAAAUUGGCUUCAAACGUAUUCUGAUAUCUUAUGCUCACUCUGGUGGACCUAAUCCACAGAUAGUUCGAUCUCAAGUUGUGAUGCUGUUACAAGAAGUAGCUGGACAUACAUUACCUCUGUUUAAAUUUCGUGAUAUGUACGAAAAUCGUUACUUGUCAACUAUCAGCAUUUCUGAGCUAUACAAACUGAGGGAUGUCUGCCUCAUUAGUGACGAUACUACUGGUCGAAUGGUUUCGCUUAAUCCAGAUCAUCGUGAUACACCACCGAUUUGCUUGAAUACAACUCUGGAUGGCCAAGCUCUAGAACUGCCGUACUGUUUAAUACACGCCCAAAAACCUUUAGGCGAUAAGGGAUGGGCCGAGCAAGAAAUGGCAACUCUGCCUAACAUCAAGAUUUCGUUGAAAUUGCUUAAUGAACGAGUUAACAGACUUUUAACAACUCAUCAGGGUAGUUUACCACUGCCAAGUUUUCCGAGUUGUUAUGAGGCUGAGUUUGAUAAACCUCUUCAAGUUGAUGAAAAUGGAGUCCCCCUUGAACAUUUGAUAUCUUGCCUAAAUACAAUAGAACUUAGGCAAGGGCAACUUGGAAGUGUGAAACACAUUAUUUGGUCUGGUAGUAGCCACAAUGAAAAUUACGAAGAAAAUAAGUGUCCACCAAUCAGUCCACCAUUGGCAAAUCAAUUGGCUCUAUUUAGUCGCGAAUUAGUGGAUCUAUUGAAAACAGCGCCCCAUUGUCAACUAUCUUUUAAUCGUUUUAUACCAGCAUAUCAUCAUCAUUUUGGAAGACAGUGCAGAGUUGCCGAUUACGGCUUUACUAAACUAAUUGAUUUACUAGAAGCUUUGUCUCAUACUGUGCAAGUCAUGGGUGAGGGUAACAAUAGAAUUGUCACGUUGUCGCAUAGAGCGCAAGUUCGUCGCUUUACGUCGGAUUUGCUUCGCGUAUUGAAGGCACAAGCCAGCAAGCAAGUGACUCUAUCUGAAUUUCCCGUGGUUUACUCCAGAGUCAUUGGCAAGCCAUGGGAUGUCGCAGAUUAUGGUGUAUGCGAGCUAGAUGAUAUUCUUGGUGAAGUAUCUGAAAACACCGUGGUUGUAAAUAGUUGGAAUAAUGGUCAAGAUCGCUUAAUAGCUAUUCCGAAGCGUGAACAAACAGCUGAAGAAAUCGAAAAAACGAGACAGUUUGCCGCUGAGGUCAUUGAAUUAUUAAAGCAUGCACCACAACAAAGGAUGCUAUUCAACAAAUUUGUGCCUUCGUACCAUCAUCACUUUGGUCAUCAGUGUCGGGUUUCGGAUUAUGGUUUCACCAAACUUAUCGAACUGUUUGAGGCUAUUCCAGACAUUGUCAAGAUAGAAGAAGUCAGUGGUGGCGAGCGAAGAAUUUCUUUGACGGAAAAAGAAGGACUUCGAGUUCUUGGUGAACAAAUUUCAAAGCUGAUAGCUUGUUGCGGCAAUCCUAUCAAUGGUCAACUAAUGAUUUCAAAUGUAUCCCAAGCAUUUUUAAAAGAAUUCGGUUAUUAUUUGAAACCUGAAUUGUUCUCCUGCAGUUCAAUAUCUCAAUUGAUGGAAAAACUUGAGGGGUCUAUCAAGAUUGUUAAUACAAGAAAUGGAGCUGCUAUUGUAUCAGUUGAUAAAAGUCAUAUUCAACACCUUGGUCUCGAGUGCCGUCGUGUACUUAUGGAUGUGCCAAAUAACUGCCUGGCUAUUGGCAAAUUUGAGCAAUGCUACGAGCAAAUAUAUCAUAAAAAAUGUUGUAUUGAGAAGUAUGCCCAUAGCUUGGAACAUUUUGUUCGUGUAUGCAACAUGAACAAUGAAUGCUUCAUUGAACUGACACCAUUGCAACGUUUUGCUUGCAAUGUGCAACGCGUUUUGAUGCAUCACAAUGGCAAAGUAAAUAUAUCUCAAUUUGAGGCAGCCUACUUGAAAGUCACUGGAGCAGCUUGUCGACCUGCUCAGUAUGGCUUUUCAUCGUUGUUUCCUUUGCUCUGUGCCAUACCCUGCACUGUUGUAGUGAAAGAAGUGCGUCACAGAAGAAAGAUUGUACAACUGAAUAAAAAAUUGGCAGCUGUGGGUUUGUUGCCACCAUCUUACCCAUCUUCACCUUAUCAAGAUACGGAUUCUAGCACUGAUUCAAUUGAAAAUGAAUACUUUUCUGCCAUGGUAUCUAACCAAUCUUCGUUAUCAAUGCCUGAAUGUUCUACUAAAUGGGAUAACUCGCAGCAGUAUUCCUGGAAUAACGAACAAGCCAUGAAAUCGGAUCAUUGGGCAUUAACUAUGAACGAGGACUCUCAACAGUGGUUAACUAUGGAUGGUAAAAAUGAAGGAGUCUUUGAGAGUCUUAAGAAUUUUUCGAGCUCAUUUCCUCCACCUCCUUCAAAACCGCAUACUUCCGGGGAAACAUUGAAUAAAGUAAACAAUCGUUGGCCACCAACGUCUAUUUGGUCCACGCCACCAAAGUACUUUUCCACAAACGUUGAAGUACCACCUCUGACUUUAUCUCCAUUAAAGCAAAUCACUACAAGUGAAGCUGCUGAUAAUUUGAUAUCUCCAACAAGGAAUUUGCUGCCAGCUGCUGCUAAUCCUCUAAAUCCACGCUUGUCACCAUACUUUACUAAUAAACAUAAUGUAGUUGCUCCACAUCCUUCGGAAUUACCAUUACCAUGCGUGUUCACACCACCAAAAGAAGUUCCUGCUAGGGUCAGUGUAGAAAAAGAAAGCAUUGAUAGAAUCAAUGAGACUCCAAACAAUACUCCCAGCAAACGUGCCUUUGUUGGGAAGUGUCGUUUAGCCGCUCAAUUCAAUCAGCCCCCUGCUGAUACAUAAAAAGUUUGUUGAAUACGCAAUCGUACAUGAAAAAAUACUCAAAAAAAUAGCAAAAUACCAAAAAUAUUAAUUUUUGCACUUUUCGUGCAAAUGUCCACCAUUGCGAGCACGUUUCCUGAUAAUAACAAGUAGGUAUACUCGUUAAAAAAUUAUUCGAGUUAAUUCGAGUAAAUAAUUCGAGUAAAUUCUUGCAUAAAAUUUUUGUCAAUAAUGAUACCAAGUUGUCAAUGUAAAUCCAUACAACAAAAUUAAGUAUCAUUAAAGUCAUAGUGUACAUUAUAGGUAUUUAAGGUCUACAUAAAGCUUUUUUUACCACGACUCAAAGAGUCUUGAUCAAAUAUUGUUAAUUAUAAAGUUUUGAUCCUGUAUAGCAUUUGCUAAUCUGUGAUAAAUAUUCUGUAAAAAUUGUUUCCUAACUAUACUUAACCGUUUAAAUCGAGUAACUUAAUUCACGAUCCGAUUUUAGUAACGGGUAGAUAUUUCCGAUUGUUUUCUUUUAUUUUUAUAAAUACGAGAUAACACUAUCAAGUACAGUUUUGACUUAGUCAUAUUAACAUUAUAUUUUUUUUAAUGUACUUUUUACAACGUUAGCUACGGAGCGUUGAUAUAGGUAUUGAAAAAAAGUAUAUAAUGAUUGUCAUGUUUUUAUAAUGCUUCAAAAAUGAUGAAAAAACUAGUAUGUAGAUGUCAUACAUUUAAUUACGUUACAAAUAAUUAUCGUAAAAUUGUUGCGAGCAAGUAAUAAAGUAUUCUGUUGUUUAAAAGAAAUUGUAAGUUUCCAAUCUUAUAGGAUUGUUUUUCAAAAGUAUUAAAGCGAUUGGUAAAUAUAAUGAUAAAUGGCUAAUGUAUUGCGUAUUUUAUAUAUUGCCACUUCGUUUACGGUUGCAGUGAAUGGCAUUUUAUAAAAAAAAAAAAAAAAAAAAAAUUAAUAUUUAGCUAUAACUUGACAACAGAUAUAGAAAAUGAUGUGAUUUGUAAUUUAUAUGUUUGUUUGUUGAUUUUUGUCUUUUUAAGUGUUCAUUAGUUUUAAAUUGAAAACGUCUUGGUCCUUCUUAAAUAUUAAAAAAAUUGUAAAUUAUACCGUAAAAUUAAGUUUGAAUACCAUUCAGUACUGUGGCUGUCGGAAAAGAUCCGAUCGAUCUUUUUAACAUUAUGAGAUUCAUAAAUUAUAAAAUAUGAGAAAAUAUAAAAGUUCGGUACUUUUUUUAAUUUUCGAUUAAUGGUGUAGGGUGAUAACGAGUUUGGAAAUGUAAAUUUAAUGCAAAUGAAGUGAAUAAAAGCCAACUCAUAUAAUUUAUUAAUAUGUAUAGUAAACGAGAAAACCAAAACUUUAUUUUCGAAUAAAGUUUAGUAAAUAUAGAACUGUUUAUUCUGUAUUUCAAUCUGUUAAUAUUUCGAUUUUAAAAUGUUUUUCUUAGUUAAUAUUGUAUAUAAAAGUCAUGUUUAUAUCGUUUUAUUAGAAUUACUCUCGUUUACUAUAGUAUAAUUUUGUUAAAACGU